Epithele typhae is the source of this 813-nucleotide messenger RNA. RefSeq names its product complex I intermediate-associated protein CIA30. The record is from RefSeq and is a predicted model, not a curated record. The transcript is spliced from 5 exons. Gene Ontology annotation, biological process: mitochondrial electron transport, NADH to ubiquinone; mitochondrial respiratory chain complex I assembly. Gene Ontology annotation, cellular component: mitochondrion. Bases 1 to 813 code for a protein of 270 amino acids. NCBI's taxonomy places the organism in Eukaryota, Fungi, Basidiomycota, Agaricomycetes, Polyporales, Epitheliaceae.
AUGUCUCGUCUGAGCGCAUAUAUGAACCGGAGCGCCAAGGUGUUCACGGACACUGCCAGGCGCAUGAUCCUUAUGGAGGGUGCCGACAUGCCCUCCCGUCUCCCCAUCUCUCUGUAUACAUUCAAUUCCCAUGAAGACAUCUCUCAAUAUGCCAAAGGAUGUGAUGCAGAUGUAGGCGGGACUUCGACCGUCAAUUUUGCUCUCGACGAGUCUACAGCAACGCCAUCUACGUCUGAGAAGCCCCAUUCGCCGCAUGAAGUCAUCGUCAACCGGCCCACAGGGAAGUUCUGGGGCGAAAUGAAGCUCGGUGUCAGGACUGGUUUGGAGCAGCGGAUCAGAGGCGGUUAUGCUGGUUUUCGAAACAAGCCUCGACCCACCCUGUUCGGCGAGAUGUCAGACGACGUCUCGCAUCAUGGGUUCCUUGCUCUCCGGGUCUCUGCGCGAGGCCACCCUCGAACACGCAAUUCCUACUUUGUCAAUCUCCAAACAGACGGGCCCAUCACCACUGACCUCUGGCAACACCGUCUCUUCUUCAGAAAGGAUGACGGGAGCUGGGAAGAUGUAUUUAUACCCUUCAAAGAUUUUGUGCUAACCAAUGCCGGUGAGCUUGUGCCGGAGCAAAUACGGAUGUAUCGUGAACGUGUACGCUCCAUUGGCAUAUCCAUCCUCGGCGGAAACAGCGGUGUGGAAGGCCCUUAUGAGUUGGGUAUUGAUUCCAUUCGCGCCGUUAACAUUGAAGACGUCACGGAUGCCGCCGCGCUAGAGAAGGCACCGACUGAGGGCACACAGUGGCAGCGACCUCCUGUACUAUAA